GUUUUUCCGCGCCAGGAAGAAGCAGGUGUGCCGACUUGUUUUGUGCGGGUCUUCCUCUGAGUGGCCCGGCACUAUGAAGGAAACGCCGCUCUCCAACUGCGAACGCCGCUUCCUGCUCCGCGCAAUUGAGGAGAAGAAGCGGCUGGAUGGCAGACAAACGUAUGAUUACAGGAACAUCAGGAUCUCAUUCGGAACGGAUUAUGGAUGCUGUAUUGUAGAACUGGGGAAAACAAGAGUCCUUGGACAGGUUUCCUGUGAGCUUGUUUCUCCAAAACUCAAUAGGGCAACAGAAGGUAUCCUCUUUUUUAACCUUGAGCUUUCUCAGAUGGCUGCUCCAGCUUUUGAACCUGGCAGGCAGUCAGAUCUCUUGGUGAAGCUGAACCGACUCUUGGAAAGGUGUCUAAGAAAUUCAAAAUGUAUAGACACUGAAUCUCUCUGUGUUGUUGCAGGUGAAAAGGUUUGGCAGAUCCGUGUAGACCUACAUUUAUUAAAUCAUGAUGGAAAUAUUAUUGAUGCUGCUAGCAUUGCUGCAAUUGUAGCCUUGUGUCACUUCCGAAGACCUGAUGUCUCUGUCCAAGGAGAGGAAGUAACACUGUACACCCCCGAGGAGCGUGACCCCGUGCCGCUGAGCAUCCACCACAUGCCCAUCUGUGUCAGUUUUGCUUUCUUCCAGCAAGGAACAUAUUUAUUGGUGGACCCCAAUGAGCGUGAAGAGCGAGUAAUGGAUGGCUUGCUGGUGAUUGCCAUGAAUAAGCAUCGAGAAAUUUGUACUAUCCAGUCUAGUGGUGGGACAAUGCUGCUCAAAGACCAGGUUUUCAGAUGCAGUAAAAUAGCUGGUGUGAAAGUAGCAGAGAUCACAGAGCUAAUACAGAAAGCUUUGGAAAAUGACCAGAGAGUUAGGAAAGAAGGUGGAAAGUUUGGCUUUGCAGAGUCUAUAGCAAAUCAAAGAAUCACAGCAUUUAAAAUGGAGAAGGCCCCUAUUGAUACUUCCAAUAUAGAAGAGAAAGCAGAAGAAAUUAUUGCUGAAGCUGAACCUCCUCCAGAAGUUGUUUCUAAACCUGUCCUGUGGACUCCUGGAACUGCCCAGAUUGGAGAAGGAAUAGAGAACUCCUGGGGUGACCUUGAAGAUUCUGAGAAGGAAGAGGAGGAGGAAGGUGGCAUUGAUGAAGCUGUCAUUCUUGAUGAUACAAAGAUGGACACUGGAGAAGUUUCUGAUAUUGGGAGCCAAGGUGCCCCUAUAGUGCUAUCAGAUAGUGAAGAAGAAGAAAUGAUCAUUUUGGAGCCAGAGAAGAAUCCAAAGAAAAUAAGAGCUCAGACCAGUACAAACCAGAAGGCACCAAGUAAAAGUCAAGGGAGAAGGAAGAAAAAGAAGAGAACUGCUAAUUAGGCUACAGUGGUGGAUUUGUAUGUGUGUAUACUAUACAGCUACUAAGAGGAGGUCUGCUCAGUGCUAACAGCUCUGGAUGCUUUUUAUUAUAAGCUGAACUUGAUAAACUGUUUUUGUCUUUAACAUUAUACGUUGAAUAAACUUUCUGGAAAACUUUUUGCUGUACAAAAGCUUCCCAGCUCAUGUGAAACCUUAUUUGUAAAGGUUGAUAAACAUCUCUUUUUGUAAAAGUUGAUAAAUAAACUUCUGUAAACAUGA
This is a messenger RNA of Grammomys surdaster, 1645 nucleotides long. It is a transcript of the gene Exosc9, whose product is annotated as exosome component 9. The transcript has 12 exons. Gene Ontology annotation, cellular component: nuclear exosome (RNase complex); cytoplasmic exosome (RNase complex). The record is from RefSeq and is a predicted model, not a curated record. NCBI's taxonomy places the organism in Eukaryota, Metazoa, Chordata, Mammalia, Rodentia, Muridae. Bases 74 to 1387 code for a protein of 437 amino acids. Gene Ontology annotation, biological process: TRAMP-dependent tRNA surveillance pathway; nuclear polyadenylation-dependent mRNA catabolic process; U5 snRNA 3'-end processing.